ACUCCUUUCCCUUCCCAUCCCUCGCCUCGCGUAACGUCGAGGCGCCUCAUCCCGCGGAAGAGACGUUCGUUCCUCGAAUUGCAUUUCGAAGGAAAGAAUGAGGAGUCGCGACAGAAGCCGCGGAGGGAAACCUUAAAGCUCGCUGGGGAGGCGGGUCUGCAGACUCCGUGUGUGGGUCGGAGCCUAGCUCGAAGCGAAAGGAAAGCGCAGAAGGAAAAAAAAAACAAGACAAAACGCCGCGCACUCACAAAAAGGGCAAAGAAAGGAAGAAAAAAAAGGAAAGAGCCGAGCGGCACGGCGCGAGGUGGAAAAUGGAGUAGCUGCCGGCCGCGCGGCUCUGAGACCCGGGCUCGCUGAGCUCUGGGCAGCGAGCUCCCUCUCCCAGUCUCGGUCUCUCGUUCGUUAACCCCCUUCGAGGCAACGGUGUCCAUGCGGGCCGGAAAGCGCGUAGCCGGGGACGGUGAGCCCACUCCCGCGUGAGGGAGGCCGCCCGCUCGCUCGCCAGCCUGCCGGCUUUGCUUUCACUUUUCUGUCCACGUUCCUUGGACUACGCCGCAGCUCUCUGAGUGGACACCCGAACCCUGAACCCCUGCUGUGAACGGCAUCCUUCGCCGCUUGUGCUGCUUACUGGUUUUACUGGGUUGCCUCUACGUCGGGAAAAAUGGCGGACCUGGAGGCGGUGCUGGCCGAUGUCAGCUACCUGAUGGCGAUGGAGAAGAGCAAAUCGACCCCUGCUGCCCGGGCAAGCAAGAAGAUCUUUCUGCCGGAGCCCAGCAUCCGCAGUGUAAUGCAAAAAUAUCUACAGGAAAGAGACGAGCUGACCUUCGACAAAAUCUUCAACCAGAAAAUCGGUUUCCUGCUCUUCAAAGAUUUUUGCAUGAAUGAGAUUGAUGAGGCUGUCCCCCAACUGAAAUUCUAUGAGGAGAUUAAGGAAUAUGAGAAACUGGACUCGGAGGAGGAGCGUCUCUGCAGAAGUCGUCAGAUUUAUGAUAAAUACAUCAUGAAGGAGCUGCUGUCCUGCUCUCAUCCUUUUUCCAAGAAGGCUGUAGACCAUGUGCAGACCAACCUUGCCAAGAAACAAGUACCACCAAGCCUCUUUCAGCCAUACAUUGAGGAGAUCUGUGACAGUCUUCGUGGCAAGAUAUUUCAGAAGUUCAUUGAAAGUGACAAAUUCACUCGUUUUUGUCAGUGGAAGAAUGUGGAGCUGAACAUACAUUUGACAAUGAACGAUUUCAGCGUUCACAGAAUUAUUGGCCGAGGUGGCUUCGGGGAGGUCUACGGCUGCAGAAAGGCAGACACUGGAAAAAUGUAUGCCAUGAAGUGUCUGGACAAAAAAAGAAUAAAAAUGAAGCAAGGCGAGACACUGGCUUUGAAUGAGAGGAUCAUGCUGUCUCUUGUCAGUACAGGGGACUGUCCCUUCAUUGUGUGUAUGACCUAUGCCUUUCACACUCCAGACAAACUCUGCUUCAUCCUUGACCUCAUGAAUGGAGGAGACCUGCACUACCAUCUCUCUCAGCAUGGUGUGUUUUCUGAGAAGGAGAUGCGCUUCUAUGCAGCAGAGAUCAUCCUGGGACUUGAACAUAUGCACAAUCGGUUUGUGGUGUACAGAGACCUUAAGCCUGCAAAUAUCCUUUUGGAUGAGCACGGACAUGUACGGAUCUCAGACCUUGGCCUAGCCUGUGAUUUCUCAAAGAAGAAGCCACAUGCCAGUGUGGGGACGCAUGGGUACAUGGCUCCUGAAGUUCUGCAGAAAGGCACAGCGUACGACAGCAGUGCUGACUGGUUUUCCUUGGGAUGCAUGCUCUUCAAACUUCUUCGAGGUCACAGUCCCUUCCGGCAGCACAAAACCAAAGACAAGCACGAAAUUGAUCGGAUGACCCUCACAAUGAAUGUUGAGCUGCCAGAUUCCUUUUCCCCAGAGCUAAAGUCUUUGUUGGAGGGGCUUCUUCAGCGUGAUGUGGCUAAGAGGCUUGGCUGUUUAGGCCGUGGGGCUCACGAAGUCAAGGAACACCCAUUCUUCAAGGGAAUUGACUGGCAGCAGGUCUAUCUACAAAAAUAUGCACCUCCUCUGAUUCCGCCACGGGGAGAGGUGAAUGCUGCGGAUGCCUUUGACAUUGGUUCCUUUGAUGAAGAGGACACUAAAGGCAUCAAGCUGCUGGACAGCGAUCAGGAGCUCUAUAAAAACUUUCCUCUGGUGAUCUCCGAGCGCUGGCAGCAGGAAGUGGCAGAGACGGUGUAUGAGGCAGUCAAUGCUGACACAGACAAGAAUGAAGCAAGGAAGCGAGCGAAGAACAAGCUGCUAGGCCAUGAGGAAGACUACGCUUUAGGGAAAGACUGCAUUAUGCAUGGCUACAUGCUGAAGUUGGGGAACCCUUUCCUGACCCAGUGGCAGCGACGAUAUUUCUACUUAUUUCCAAAUCGUGUAGAGUGGAGAGGGGAAGGCGAGUCAAGGCAAAACCUGCUAACGAUGGAGCAGAUUGUCUCGGUGGAAGAGACGCAAAUAAAAGACAAGAAGUGCAUCUUGUUACGAAUCAAAGGAGGGAAGCAGUUUGUCCUACAGUGUGAGAGUGAUCCCGAGUUUGUGCAGUGGAAGAAGGAGCUGACAGAGGCCUUCCUUGAAGCCCAGAAACUGCUGCGUCGGGCCCCCAAGGUCAUUGUCAAGACACGGGCUCCUGUCGUGGAGCUGUCCAAGCCUCCGUUGACCCACCGAAGUAGCAAUGGUCUCUAGAGAAGGGACAGAAUGCUUCUCCUCCGUGACAGUGCCCCCGGCGCCCGGUCCCCUGCUUGGUUUCAGCAUCGGACAAGGACGUUUGUAUAUAUUUGAUGACAUAUCACAAGAUGUUAAUUUUUCUCCUCGGGCCGGAGGCCGCACUGUGCUACUGUAUUUGGCUGGGUCUCCCUCCCAGCUCACUCGUUUAUUUUGUUUUUAUUUUGACUGCGGCAGCUUGGGAAAGUGAAAGUGUCUUGGAUUCCGCUUACUCUGAGCCCCCCCACAACCCCUCCUCUCCUGGCAUCUUGUGUUUUUUCCGCCUUUUUUUUUUUUUUUUUACCUUUGAACUUAACAGGUGAAAACAGCCAGCAGGAGGCAAUGUGGCUGCUUUAUUUUGUUUGGAAAUAAGAAAUUAAUGUGAAUUGGGGGCAGCAGUGGUGGUCCCACCAGGCAGCCACCCUGAAGACCAUUUUUAUCUUCGUACAUGUUUGCUGCAGCAUCACCAAGGGAGCCCCUCCACGUAACUCCCACCCUCUAGCGACUCCAGCCCUUGGCUUGCAUCUCUUUUUAGUGGAUCUGCUGGGAGAGACUCGGGUUUUGCUUGGACAACUGGAGGGGAAGCAGAAACACGUGUGUGUGUGUGUGUGUGUGUGAGAGAGAGAGAGAGGGGUGGGGGGCUUUGAAAGGAGCCAGGGGUCAAUGGGGUAGUUUUGUUCUCUGCAUUUUUUUUUGUUUUUUUUACGCAAGCUUUUGUCUGUUUUUUUCUCUCAAUGUGCCAUAAGGUGCCAAGGAUGUGAACAUGUCUGAGUGUUGCAAAGGGUGGCAUUUAUAAACAAAAAAAAAAA
Molecule: messenger RNA, 3555 nt
Organism: Polypterus senegalus (gray bichir)
Lineage: Eukaryota; Metazoa; Chordata; Cladistia; Polypteriformes; Polypteridae
Gene: grk3
Product: G protein-coupled receptor kinase 3
Exons: 21
Coding region: 662-2728 (688 amino acids)
Biological process (GO): regulation of signal transduction; G protein-coupled receptor signaling pathway; protein phosphorylation
Molecular function (GO): G protein-coupled receptor kinase activity; ATP binding; G protein-coupled receptor binding
Source: RefSeq, a predicted model, not a curated record